CCCCCCGCGCCGCUCCCCUCCCCUCCCCGGGUGUCAGUCCGUAAAGGAGACACCGUCGUGUCUUCACGAUUAACCCCCUGGCUCUGCAGUGCGGGGCCGGAGAGGAGCCCGGGGGUCCCCCGGACCCCUCCCGCCCCGGCCCAGCCCAGCGCAGGCUCGCGGGGGAGAUUUAGUCUCAUUGCUUCUCCGGGGCGGGGGUGUGGGGGGAGUGGGGGGCGAGCCUCAGCAGGAAGCAAAAAAUCCGGAGGAGGAGUGAAAGCGCUGGAGGAAGCUGGAUCUCAGGAUGUAGCCCUGCGAGGAGCGGCUCCCCGGCAAGGGGACCCCGCAGGGAUCAUCCGGCACAAUGAGGAAGUUCCGGGCAAGGUUCUGACACCAUGAAGGGCUAUCAUGGGGAGCGCAGCCAAUCACAGAGCUCCACAGGGCACCCGUGUCACUGCAUCCCAGAGGACUGUGACCAGCCCCUGGACUACAUCCGCCACAGCCAGGAAUCCAGGCAGCCGUACCUCCUCAGCCCCAGUGAGCCUUGUUCUUUGGAUCACCGCUACUGCCCCUCUCGGAGCCCCGCUGAGUGCCCAGGCGGGCCGAUGAGCCUGACCGAGCCGCUCUCCGCCAGCAGCAGCAGCACCUUCCCCAGGAUGCACCAUACGCAGCAGCAGUACGACUCCUGCGACGAGUGCAUGGCGGCCACCCACCCCUCCAGCAAGAUCAACCGCCUGCCCCCCACCCUGCUGGACCAGUUUGAGAAGCAGCUGCCGCUGCACCAUGAUGGCUUCCACACGCUGCAGUACCAGCGGGCCAGCACCACGGAGCAGCGCAGCGAAAGCCCCAGCCGCAUUCGCCACCUGGUCCACUCCGUCCAGAAGCUCUUCGCCAAGUCCCACUCCCUGGAGGCCCCGGCCAAGCGGGAGUACAACGGCACCAAGAUGGAGGGCCGGGGGGAUGGGUACCACCAUCACCACCAGCACCACCAGUCCCGGCACAGCAAGCGGAGCAAGAGCAAAGACCGCAAGCUGGACUCCCGGCACCGGCCCAAGAUGAUGGGCUGGUGGAGCUCUGACGACAACCUGGACAGUGACAGCAGCUACCUGGUGUCCGGCCGGCACGCCGUGGACCAGGGCACCCAGUACUGUGUGGAUGCUCCUGAAAGUGCCUUCAGAGACUUGACCUUGAAGAGUCUAAAAAGCGGGGGGGAGGGCAAGUGCCUGGCCUGCGCUGGCAUGUCCAUGUCGCUGGACGGCCAGACGCUGAAGAGGAGUGCCUGGCACACCAUGACAGUCAGCCAAGCCCGGGAGGCAUAUCCCAGCUCGGGAGGCAGCCAGGAGAAAGCCUUGGUACUGCAGGAGGCAAAAGCCAAAGACAGAGGCUACCAUUACCUUCAGGUGCCGCAGGACGAGUGGAGCAGCUACCCAGCGGUGGGGAAGGACGGCGAGAUCCCCUGCCGGCGGAUGCGGAGCGGCAGCUACAUCAAGGCCAUGGGGGACGACGACAGCGGCGACUCGGAGGCCAGCGCCAAGGUGUCUCCCAAGGGCUUGUUCCGGCGAGAUGGCUACCGCCGCUCCUCCAGCGUAGACCAGGCCAGGACCAAGUUUGCAAGUAGGCACUAUUCUGAUUCAUAUAUCUGUAACUGUCCCAGCUGCUGCACCCCGCCCAGACUGCACCCUCGGGGACAGGGCUACGGACGCUCCUUCACCACCGGCCAGAUCAACGAGGAGCUGAACCACCAGUUUGAGGCGGUCUGCGAGUCUGUCUUCGGCGAAGUGGAGUCCCAGGCCGUGGAGGCCCUGGACCUGCCUGGCUGCUUCCGCAUGCGGAGCCACAGCUACCUGCGGGCCAUCCAGGCGGGCUGCUCCCAGGACGACGACUGCCUCUCGCUCUUCUCCAUGUCCGUCCCGCCCAGGCCAGCCAUCACCAGCAGCAUCCUGAAGCCCAGCACCUCCUUCAGUUACAGAAAAGCGCCGCCUCCCCUCCCUCCAGGAAUCAAAGCCAAGCCCUUGAUCUCAGUCACGGCACAGAGCAGCACUGAAUCCACCCACGAGAGCUACCUCCCCAGCGAGGUCGCCCGGAGCCCCUCGUGGUCCAAAGACGCCGCGGCUCGCUGCAACUCCACGGAGAGCUUGGAGAACUCCAAGGUGACAGCCAUCUCCUUGGAUCUGCCUCCCGUCCAGCCCCGGGGCUCUCCCAAGCCGUCCACACUCAUCAUCAAGGCCAUCCCGGGCCGGGAAGAGCUGAGGAGCUUGGCACGGCAGAGGAAAUGGCGCCCGUCCAUCGGAGUUCAGGUUGAGACUAUAUCUGAUUCUGACACAGAAAGCAGGAGCCAGAGGGAAUUCCACUCCAUCGGGGUGCAAGUGGAGGAAGACAAAAGGCGGGCCCGGUUCAAGCGCUCAAACAGCGUGACGGCUGGCGUGCAGGCAGACCUGGAGCUAGAAGGCUUCACGGGCCUGUCGGUGGCCACAGAGGACAAGGCCUUGCAGUUCGGGCGGCCCUUCCACCGGCACUCCUCAGAGCCAGAUGCAUCCAGCCGGCAGUACUCGGUGUUCAAGACGGUGCACACGCAGGGCCAGUGGGCCUACCGGGAGGACUACCAGAUGCAGUAUGACACCGUGGAGGUGCCCCGGAGGGACUCCUGGAUCGACAGGGGCUCCCGCAGCCUCCCCGACUCUGGCAGGGCCUCUCCCUGCCACCGGGACGGGGAGUGGUUCAUUAAGCUACUGCAGGCUGAGGUGGAGAAGAUGGAAGGUUGGUGCCAGCAGAUGGAGCGGGAGGCCGAGGACUACGACCUGCCGGAGGAGAUUUUGGAGAAGAUCCGGAGCGCCGUGGGCAGCACCCAGCUCCUGAUGUCCCAGAAGGUGCAACAGUUUUUCCGACUCUGCCAGCAGAACAUGGACCCUAAUGCGUUCCCCAUGCCCACCUUCCAAGACCUGGCUGGAUUCUGGGACCUCCUGCAGCUGUCCAUCGAGGACGUCAGCUUGAAGUUCGCGGAGCUUCAGCAGCUCAAGGCCAACGGAUGGAAACUCAUCGAGCCCAAGGAAGAGAAGAAGGUCCCUCCCCCGAUACCAAAGAAGCCGCCGCGCUCCAAGGUGCACCCGGUGAAGGAGCGCUCCCUGGACUCCGUUGACCGACAGAGGCAGGAAGCCAGGAAAAGGCUCCUGGCGGCCAAGAGAGCUGCCUCCUUCCGCCAGAACUCAGCCACCGAGAGCGCAGACAGUAUCGAGAUCUACAUCCCCGAGGCCCAGACCAGGCUGUGAACAGAGCCCUGGCUUUUCUACCGCAUUGUACAGAGAGAGUACAUAGCUCACUGUGAUGGCCAGGGCCCGAGCCGCAGGGACCCCCCGGGGCAGCUCUCAGCCCACUCACAGCUUCUCGACUUUUUAUCGUCUACGAUUCAUGGAUCCGACGGUGAAUGAACACGAGCCUGGUUCUGUCCUGCCCUCGUGCCCCUCCCCGUGGGGCAGGGCUCUUCCCCGCCCUGCCUGCCCAGGAGCCCCUUCCUGGCCUUUCCCCAUUGCCCUGGCCUCUCCCCAAGCCCCCUGUCUGCCCUGAAGCCUUUUCUGCCCCCCAUCUCCCCUCCUCCUUGCAGCUCCUUCCUGUCCCCUUCCCUGCACACUCCCUGGUGGCCUCCUUUCAGAGCUCUUUGUACCUUGCUCCUUGCAGCCCCCCUCCCCUUUGUUUCCCCCUCUCCUCUCCUCAUGCCCCCCCCUCUUCUCCCGCUUUCCCCCUUAUACUGGAGAGGGAGGAGCCCCCCCCCAGCUCAGCUGAUUGGGGGGGGGGGAGGCAGGCCGGCCCUCCCCUGCACCUCCAUGUAUCUUCCCCCCAUGAUCGUGCCACCUUUAACUUCUCCCAUUUCCUCAAUUCAAUGCAAACAAAGCAUCUUGCGGGGGGAAGCGCCGCUGAGCUCCUGCCAAGUCACCAUUCCCGGCCGCCCGGCGGGCCAGCUUCCCUUGCUGGCAUGAGGCUUUGGGCCGUGGCAGGCACGAGGGGCAGUCUCUCCACGCACCCCGACCACAGUUCGGUCCCAUCCCUGCCUCUCGCUUGGGCACCUCGGGGAAUCCAUGGUCAUAGACCUAUAUACAUAUAUACAUAUAAUCGAAGGAAUAAAACAAAAACUACACAUGACCACAGCUGUGUUCCUGCUGGUGAGACUGGGAUCAGAUCAUCAGGAAAUCCAUGGCAGCAGCAAAACCAGCCCCUGCUUUCCCUACACGUACAUCGUCAGUAAGAAUAUGCUAUGAUUUCUCUUCUUUCUUUCUCUCUUUCUUUCCCUUCCUGCAAGCGAGAAUCCUGGGCCUGCGCUGGGGUGGGUCCACUCAUCACGGGAGGCCAGGAGAAGGUCAAAACUUGGCUGGUCACUUUAUUUUCCAUCCCUCUUUGAUUUCCCCACCAGCUGCUGGUCUGACUAGAUGAUCCAGGGAGUGGAAUUCGAGGGAAAAUUUGGGGGGCGGGGGAGCAAGUGUCUUUGGAGCAGCGUUUGGAUUCUGUCUGGCAAGGGCAAGGUCUGGCAGAAGCUGAGGUCUUUGGGGUUGGUUUUUGGGUUGGGUUUCCCUGGCUGCUUUCCCCCCUCCCGUUAGAUGGGGCAUAGAAACAAGCCUGGCCUUUCAAGUGACCAAUCCACCAUGCAGGGUAUUGACCCGAGCCAAGUGCAGGGCACUGGUUCUGACCCAUCUGCAUCUGGUUUAAAGACACGGCUGUCCCCAGGGUCCAGGCCAGCGGAGACGGCAGGGAAUGGCGAACGUGCCAUUGACAACCCAUCUUGCCUUAGGAGGAAGAGGAACCUGCUGUUGUGUCUCCGGGGUGUUGCUGUGCCGGCUCCUUGUGUUGUAUUUACUAUUGUUAAGGAAGGUGAGAGAACCCUUGGAGCUGUCAACCGCACAGACGGAGCUCCAGCAGGUGAGGGUACUUGGGGACGACGUUUCUGUGGACAGAGCUGGCCUGUCUGAAUGUCGGGGAGGGGAGGGCCUCGGGGGCCACCUGUGGGGUAAAAUGCGGGUUCGUUGUUACGUGCCACGUCUGUUCUGUAUGAUGAUCCUAGAGCCUCUGUUUCGGGGCUUCUCAACCCAAGGGUCACAAACCCCUGGUGCUGAAUGGGGUGGGGGUCUCAGCCAGGUGGGAGUGGGUUCUGGUGCGGAAAAGCUGGAGAACGCCUGUGCAAUAGCACCCGGGGCAAAAGUGACACUGCGCUUGCUGUGCGGCCCCUUGAGCAUUGGACUGGGAGGAUUUAUUCCAGCCGGGCUGCAAUGGGGCUGGCCAUGCCGGCCCUGGCUGCCCAGCCCGUAAAGAAGCCCUUCCCCGACAAUGCAAACCAGCCGGAGCGGUAGGCACUCAGGAGUGAGCCACGCCCAUGCCAGCCAGGCCCAUCGCCUUUUGGGCCUUCUCCCUCCAUCACAAACGCUCCCCAGCCCCUCUCCCUGCCCCGCAGCUGCCCUGGGGGGGCUACCCAAAGCCUCCAUUUGGCUCCAGCCACCCAGUGAUGCAGCCCACGCUGUCCUCUGCUGAGGAAAGGCUUUUGGUGUCACCUGCUGCUCCCGUCCCAGGGACCCAUCUGGGCUCACAGAUGCCAAGACCGGGCCCCUCCUUCGCAGCACGGUGCCCUACCGAGCAGGGCAGCGGCCCUCGCUGCUGGCAGCCGGGCUAGGCCACAAAGAGAGUCCAGCAGGGCCAAGGCCUGGAGCCCUCACUAGGUUCAGCCUGAGUAAGGACUGGGGCAGGCCAGCAGGCAUUAGCCUUCAGUCUCUAUCGGGCCAAUAGCACCCAGGGACAGCAGCUCCCUCCCCGGUCAGUCACUGUCAUUUACGCCAGCUGGGAAAGUGAUUUGGAAAAGCACAGCCACGGGCAAGUGGAACUGGAGGUUGCCAUGGUGGCGGGGCUCUGGCUCGUGGCCUGUUGGUUGUCACCCUGUGCCUCAUGCAGUCCUUUACCUCGCAGCAAAGCGAGCGUGAAACGCGGCCAUUCCGUUUGGUGGCGCCUACCCCCGCUUUGCACCGGUGUAAAAGAUGGGCCCUGGGGCAAUGGAGGAUUGGGACCCUGCUCUGUUCAGACCACCUCAGUGACGAUAACCUCCAGCAGGUGCACCGGCUCCCUAACCGCCGGCCCCCCUGGGAGGGGGGGUAAGUGCUGCUCUCCUUAGCGGAUGUGGAAAUGGAGGCCCAUGGAGCUCAGGGGCACGACUCCUAAGCUCCCAUCUGUCACUGGAGACAGACUGAAGACAUGAAUGUGGGUCUGCCCUUCCCCAGGCUGAGUUCCUGCUCGUGAGAGUGGGAGGGGCAGAUGGGAUUCGCCUUACAAGAGCCCCCUCCUCCAUGGGCAUCCCAUCCUCCAUGGUACCGCAUUAGCAGUGCCCUGUCCUCCCGGGUAUCAUGAGGGAUGUCCUCACACGCAUGCUACAUUAGAGGAGUGCCCUCCUUCUUCUGGCAUGGCUGCCAUGGUAGCUUUCAUCAGAACCCACUUUAGCGCGUAGCCAUCACCCCUGACAGCAUGUAGAUGAAUAGUGCCUGGGGAGCCUGCUAUCCAUGGCCCCCUCCGCGCAUCAUUACCUGCACACAAGCCAAAGGUAGUGCUGUACACGCCUCAUAUUACCCACCAUGCUCACCUUCUCCACCAGGCUGAGCGUGCAAAAUGGGGGGGGGGGUGAUUUCAGAUGAGACGGUAGGGAGAUGGGGCAUGAACAAAGGGGCCCUGUAAGGUGGGUACUCGCCAGGGAUGUGGAGAUCAGAUGGUCCAAGUGUUACUAUGAGCCCCGUGCUGGUUCUCAUGGACCGUCUUUCCUCUCCUUUUCACUCAUUCUGCUCCCAGCCGUGCAGACCCCUCCUUCCACCCAAAGCACAGUCUGUUCCACCUGCCCUGACGUCCGUAAGGCUGGGGAGCAGAGAGUUCACCCACUGAGCCUGGUGUCCUGCCCUGGGAAAACGGGGUUGCCAAGUCAACCACUCUGAAAGUUCAAGGUAAAAACUCAGUGCUGCCUUCUCACUUGUCCCUCCUUCCAACUGGGGAGCCCCCUGCACUGUGAAACCCUUCAAGGGGACCCCCCUCUUCUCGCCACCCCAUGAUUGUACCAGCUCCUGCUCCCUGCCCACUCAGCUGUCUUGGAGACGCCCUGAUUGAGACAUGAAGAGGGGAGGAAAGAGCCCAAGAAGAGUGGCUAAAGGGGCAGCAAGGGAAGGAGCAGAGACACCAGCCACAGCCUAGAUGGCCAGAUCUCUAGGGCAGGGACGGUCUUUUUCAUGAGCGUAUAGCUCCUAGCACUGUGGAGGCCCCGAUCCCUGACUGGGUCCCUCAGGCGCCACUGUAAUAAUCGCCAAUAGUAAAUUUCAGCCCAAGGGGACAUCCUGCCUGGCGCAUGCUGGGAUACCUCCCUGUAGCACCUGGGACAGGUAGGAGGUACUGAGAGAUGGGAGAUUCCACAAGCAUACUGGCUUGGGCAGGCGGAGGGAGGAAAGCUUAAUUCUACCAAGAGCAAUGCACCACUCACCCUGGGGCCUUUACUUCCCCCCUUGGAUGGGAUCCAUACCAUGAUGUGGUGCUAAAACCUCCCCCGGCCUCUGUUAUGUGCCUGUCCAGUUGGGAGGGCCUCGGGUUACUACAUUAAAAUAGAUGUUUAAAGGGAAGGAGGGGGGAAUCCAACCAGCAUAUUCUGGAACAGAGAAUCAUGAAAAAAAUACCCAACAGCGUGAGCUCUGGCCCAGCUGGGGGAGGGGAAAGGCAGGAGACUCCUUGGUCAGCAUCCAAUACUCUCUGAACGCUGCUGUUACCAUCCUGGCCAGGAAAGCAACCAUCAGCUCGGUUCACCUGUUCUCUGCCUCCGUCCACACUUUAGUUCUUAGCAAUGUGCCUGGAAGAGGAAGCCCUUCCACUUGUAAGUUCUGUAAGACAAACAAUACUGUACAGUGACUGUGACAUGUGGUUUCAUUUUUAUUGUAACAAACUUAGCCGUACUGUAAUAAAGACGACUCUUUGAUUACUCUGGGCCUGGCACCAUUCUCCCAGCCGGUGCUAGUCUCACCUUUGA
Molecule: messenger RNA, 7999 nt
Organism: Chrysemys picta bellii (western painted turtle)
Lineage: Eukaryota; Metazoa; Chordata; Testudines; Emydidae
Gene: DLGAP3
Product: DLG associated protein 3
Biological process (GO): signaling
Cellular component (GO): glutamatergic synapse; postsynaptic specialization
Molecular function (GO): molecular adaptor activity
Source: RefSeq, a predicted model, not a curated record